GGGUCUCACUGACUAUUUUGAACAGGGGAACACGUGGCAAAGAGAGAGAGAGAGAGAGAGAGAGAGAGAGAGAGGGCUGGGGGGGGCACACUCCUCCUUCAGUCCCUCCAGCCACGCACACACACUCAGAGCUGCCGUCCGCAGUGGGUUGUACAGUCAGAGCCUCCCUGGGAUCUCCAAAGAGCCCUCUGAGUCUGGGACCGGACGGUGGACCCACGCGACGCUCGACCCCGGUUCUGUUCGCUUCCGGUUCUGUUCGCUCCCGGUUCUGUUCGCUUCCGGUUCUGUUCUGCUCCCGUGUUUACCGGCGGACCGGCGAUGGAGACCAAGGUGUGGGUCUCCCUUUGUGCGCUGCUGCUGGUUCACUGUGGAGCCGCUGCUGACGAUGCCUCCUCCGCUUCCGAAAGCGCGGCCCCCCCAGAGGCCCCCUUCGCCCCGGAGGCCACCGUGACUCCAGAGGCCCCCGAGACUCCACAGGCCCCCGUGGCCCCCGAUGUUCCAGAGGCCCCCGUCGCCCCCGAGACUCCCGAUGUUCCAGAGGCCCACGUCGCCCCCGAUGUUCCAGAGGCCCCCGUGACCCCCGAGACUCCCGAUGUUCCAGAGGCCCCCGUCGCCCCCGAGACUCCCGAUGUUCCAGAGGCCCACGUCGCCCCCGAUGUUCCAGAGGCCCCCGUGACCCCCGAGACUCCCGAUGUUCCAGAGGCCCACGUCGCCCCCGAUGUUCCAGAGGCCCCCGUGGCCCCCGAGACUCCCGAUGUUCCAGAGGCCCCCGUGGCCCCCGAGACUCCCGAUGUUCCAGAGGCCCCCGUUGCCCCCGAUGUUCCAGAGGCCCCCGUGGCCCCCGAGACUCCCGAUGUUCCAGAGGCCCCCGUGGCCCCCGAGACUCCCGAUGUUCCAGAGGCCCCCGUGGCCCCCGAGACUCCCGAUGUUCCAGAGGCCCCCGUGGCCCCCGAUGUUCCAGAGGCCCCCGUGGCCCCCGAGACUCCCGAUGUUCCAGAGGCCCCCGUGGCCCCCGAGACUCCAGAGGCCCCCGAGGCCGGGUCCAGCCCGGAGCCCAUCGUUCACGAUGCUGCGUCGCCGCCACAGAGCGGCGCCGACGCAAAUACGAAUACGAGCGGCAACGCAGCGGCUGAAGGAGAAACCGCCCCCGAGGCCCCCGAGGACCCCGAGGACCCCGAGCUAAAGACAGAUACGAGCGUUGUCUCUCCGACGGAGGCUGCCGAUGAGCACAAGACAUCCCCGCCUUUAAAUCCACCUUCCCCGGCCUCUCACCCCCCCCCCCCACCACCACCACCACCACCACCACCACCCCCACCAACAUCACCUCCACCGCUAACACCGCCACCACCAGCCCCGCCCACACAACUCACACCACCGCUAUGGGGACGCCGACCACCACGGCGCCAACCGAAAGCACCCACCCGCUGCUCCCUGACCCCGUUACACCGUCGGACGAGCCCACUCUCAACACGACCCCCUCAACCCCCGCGGUCCAAACAGCUGAGCCGCCGCCGCCGCCGCCGUCCGAAACCACCGCCGCCGCCGCCCGUUCGACGUCCGGCGCCGGCUCCUCUCCGCCCGGGACCACCGAGGCCCAGCCGGGGCACACCGUGAGCCCGCGGAGCAGCCCCCCCGCCUCCUCCGCCCAGGCCGGGCCUCGCGCCGACAACCCGUCCCAGCUCAACGUCGGGGACGACCCGACGAUGGUCCACGACCCCCCCACGUUGGACCCCCUGCUGGCCGGCCUGGUGUCGGCCUUCAUCAUCACCGCGGUCAUCGUCACUCUGCUCCUCUUCCUCAAACUGCGGCGGAGAGACAACCGGCCGGAGUUCCGCCGGCUGCAGGACCUCCCCAUGGACGACAUGAUGGAGGACACGCCCUUGUCCAUGUACAGCUACUGACGGCCCUCCCCCCCCCCCCUUGAACCGUUGAACAGCCUUUUCCUUCCUUAAAACCUGUACCCGGCACGGAGGAUCCUGGGUAGGCGAGACCUGAUCCAGAUCCCCCGACAUGUGGGAAGAGACACGAUCGAAGCUGCGAUGGACAAUGAAGACGUCGCCCCCUCCCCCCCCCCCUCCCCCCUCCCUGUCAGGGUCGCUUUGAGCAAAAGAAACGUCUAUUUCGGUGCCUGUAAUUACAAAAGAAAAAGCCCCGCCGCCUCUGUUGAAUACCGCGUGCUUCAUAUUCUUCAGCCCAUCUUUUUGGGGUAGUUGGAGUAUAAUAAUAAUAUAUGUUGUUGGAAAAAAAAAAAGAAAAGAAAAAGCAGGUAAGGCAGCCUCCGUCGCUCACACCUGGACGCCCGGAUUCAGUGUUAAGAAAUAUAAUUAAGAACAAGAAUAAUUAUAGUGUAAGAAAGAGGAAAAAAAAGAAGUUGCACUUUACUUUUUUUCAGGAGUGGAAAAAAUUUGAGAGAUUUACAAAAAAAGAAAAAGUGUGUGUGUGUGUGUGUGUGUGUGUGUGUGUGUGUGUGUGUGUGUGUGUGUGUGUGUGUGUGUGUGGUGUGUGUGUGUGUGUGUGUGUGUGUGUGUGUGUGUGUGUGUGUGUGUGUGGCAGGGGAUAUUUCAAUAUUUUCCCAUUUUUGUUUUGAAGGUCCUGCUGGCUUUUGGCCUGAUUUGAUAUGUGUGUGCAGUGUGUGUGUGUGUGUGCGCGCAGUGUGUGUGCCCAGUGUGUGUGUGUGUGUGCGCGCAUUGUGUGUGCGCAGUGUGUGUGUGUUUCUUUCCUGGAGUCUUGUCCAAUGAAAGAGUGCCUUACAGUGUUGGAACAGCUCUUCAUUGCAAACUGUAUUCAUAUUCAAACCAACUAACUUCCAGCUUUCCCAGUCAUUCCCAGCGCUGCCACUAUAUCACACCUCUCUCUCUCUCUCUCUCUCUCUCUCUCUCUCCUGUGAACACUCUUGGCCUCGAGCGUGUUCACUCCCUCACUCCCUCACUCCCUCACUCCCUCACGCACUGACAGUUGCAGCCUCUCCACGCACCGUGCUGGCCGAUACUACUGAUGAUCGCACCGCGCGCAGACAGCUCGUCAUCUUCGCUGCUGCUUCGGCGUUCGAAUGGGAAAAGUUACACCGAUUUAGAAUAUAAUGUUACAGGCCGACAGGACGACCCCCGUCCAGCUAAUACUUGUGUUUACUGUUUAAUCUCUGUGCCAUGAAUGAGUACAGAUGGGUGACCGGUUGAAGUGGGGAAAGAAAGAAUCCACAUAGAAAUGUCUUGUUGAGGGUCCGAGAGAGAGCUUCCCUGGUUAGUCUCUACUGGAGGAACGGGGGAGUCACCCCACUUUGUGUCACCCGUCUGUACGGCCAGUUCUAAAUUAUACACUUGACAUUUCUGCGAUUAAGUGUUUAAAAAUAACGGUCUGUAAGUAUUCCCGAAUGCAUAACGAGGCUUUUUGCAGCUGGAUUAUGGACUGUUGGGUGUUUUAUGAUUAAAAGGUAUUUUGAAAUCA
Cyclopterus lumpus (lumpfish) is the source of this 3444-nucleotide messenger RNA. Its product is annotated as protein app1-like. Lineage: Eukaryota; Metazoa; Chordata; Actinopteri; Perciformes; Cyclopteridae. Bases 319 to 1614 code for a protein of 431 amino acids. The record is from RefSeq and is a predicted model, not a curated record. The transcript is spliced from 5 exons.